Neomonachus schauinslandi (Hawaiian monk seal) is the source of this 510-nucleotide messenger RNA. RefSeq names its product transmembrane protein 91 (gene TMEM91). Gene Ontology annotation, cellular component: intracellular membrane-bounded organelle; membrane. The transcript is spliced from 3 exons. The coding region runs from base 1 to 510 and encodes 169 amino acids. The record is from RefSeq and is a predicted model, not a curated record. Lineage: Eukaryota; Metazoa; Chordata; Mammalia; Carnivora; Phocidae.
AUGGACAGCCCCAGUCUUCGAGAGCUCCAACAGCCUCUGCUGGCGGGUGUGGGCUGUGGGCCCCCCAUCCAGAAGCCUGGGGAACCCCAGCUGGGGCCUCCCUUUCGAGAGACAGAGUCCCUGGGGGGUUGGCAGUUCCUACCACUGCCUCUUCCCUCUGUGAGCGCUGGUCUUGGGGAGCCAGGGCCCCCUGACCUGGAGGAUGCAUCAUCCAGCGACAGCGACUCGGACUGGGACGGGGGCAGCCUUCUCUCCCCGCUCCUACCCCACGACCACCUCGGCUUGGCUGUCUUUUCCAUGUUAUGCUGUUUCUGGCCUGUGGGCAUCGCUGCCUUCUGCCUGGCCCAGAAGACCAACAAGGCUUGGGCCAAGGGGGACGUCCAGGGGGCAGGGGCUGCCUCCCGCCGCGCCUUCCUGCUGGGGGUCCUCGCCGUCGGGCUGGGCGUGUGCACAUAUGCGGCCGCCCUGGUGACCCUGGCCGCCUACCUGGCCUCCCGAGAGCCGCCCUAG